This is a messenger RNA of Myxocyprinus asiaticus (Chinese sucker), 5758 nucleotides long. RefSeq lists its product as uncharacterized. The transcript has 2 exons. The record is from RefSeq and is a predicted model, not a curated record. NCBI's taxonomy places the organism in Eukaryota, Metazoa, Chordata, Actinopteri, Cypriniformes, Catostomidae. The coding region runs from base 289 to 4866 and encodes 1525 amino acids.
CGUUGGAGUUUGCUAAGGGUGCUCCUAGAGUCCUUAAAAACACCAAGUCACGCUCAUUCGCAUUUGCGCUUUGGUGGUGGUUACACCUUGAAAAUGUAAGUUUAAUAUAACGAGUUUAACUUUAACAGUUCUGGGAAUUAUCAUGCGGAUUAAAUCUUUGUUUUGAAGCGCAAACUGGAUAAGUUUGUAGAGCCAAAGUGGACACGGAGUCGGUCUUGGAAAUGCGCCGUAAAUUAGUGAUUUUUGUGUAACUGCAUAAGAGCAACGGCAGCAGCCAUUACUAGAAUCAUGCAAGGAUUCAACUGGACUUCUAAUCAACGACCUCCACCUAAGUACCAAGAACAACCUCCGCCCAAGUACCAAGAACAACCUCCGCCCAAGUACCAAGAACGACUCCCGCCUAUGUGCCAACCCACCAGGAAUGAUCAGAUACAGUUCAACCCCCAAUUAUAUAACUCAGUGCAGCAAAGAUUUUCCAAUGCACAGCAACAGUACUGGAAUUAUCCUCAAGGUUUUCGCUCAAGCAGUGAGAAACCUUUAGCUCUUUCCUUUCAACCAAAUGCAAAGCUGAGCCACCCCAACCUGUUAGGCUCCCAGACACAGCAGCACUGCACACAAGGGAUGGUCUCUCAGCCAGAAGUCCCAUCCGAAAACCCCAAGACAAACAGGCUUUAUGCUCAAUACAACACUCAGUAUGUUUCUUUCUCACAGAACUAUAGAAACACAGGUCCAGUGCAGAAUAAUCAUGACCCUAACCAAGCUCCAGUGUAUUGGUCUUCUCGUUCAGACCAUGGAGGUUCUAGAGCUGAGUGUAAUGGUAACACCAGGGGCUGGAAGCUUCACAUUUCUGACAAUGGCAGCUCUCGCCACAUGAACAACCAGCAACAACCUCCUUCUUCUAGAACAGCUCCUCUUCAUCAUCAACAGUGGUUCUCUGGAAAACAGGCUGGAAAACUGCUGACUAUGCACCACUCGACACCUGUGCUCUCCCAACAAUCCACUUCUUGGGCCCAAAACAAUGUUAUGACCCAGAGAAUGCACACCAGCCAAGCUCAGAGCACAGCAACAGUCCAUCAUACUUCAAGCAGCUCUCCUACAUUGCCAUCUUCUGGAGCGCAAAAGAGCAUUUCAACACCUUCCAAUAACUUUCAACAGAGUCCUGUCAAUCAGAGCCAGCUAGAACUGAGGAUGAAUGCAGGUCCAAAUGUAUCAGCAACCCAGUCUCAGAAUAUAGACAACAGGACAUGUGGCAUUAAUCAGACCACUAAAAAUCAGACACAGCAGAGGACUCCCACCAACGAAGCCCAUCUUAACCCUCAGUCUAAGCCUGAUUUGAACUUGAUUCCUUAUGUUAACCCACUAUUAUAUAAAUUACUGUAUUCAGAUGACAAUGAACAAGGUUUUGCUAAUAGUUCAGUGACAAAUAAGCAGCCAUCAGAUGGCAGAACUGGAAAUCAGAACGCUUUCGACAGAACUGACUAUAAUUUGCAUUCACAGCGACACUUUUCUUUACAGCGUACACAGUGUACAGAUGAACCCCCUAGUAAAAGAAUGAACUGUGGUGUAAGUCAGAAAGACUAUUGGAACCAAGUGCCCUCCAAAGAAUUAAGCAUCUCCAAAGAUGCGAGUGGGUUUGCAUCACAAUUUGCCUUUCCUGGCAUCUAUCUGACGGGCAGAACAGAACAGAAUAGCAGCGAGAAGCGACAUAAUACAAGACAACACAAGGUACAAUACACUACUGACCCAGCAGAUUGCCUUGAAGCUGUGUUUGCUCUACAGAAAGCUGCUCAGCAAGUUCACAAAGCCAUAGCAAUCGUGCCACCUAUUUCCCAGCAAACCUCAAAUACUGCACAGAUGGAUGAUACCAGUCCAAAAACUGUUGACAGUCCUCCUCUAAAGAUUGAUGCCGUUUGGUCCAUUGCUGAAGAGCCUAUUUUGAGUCCAGUCACAAAAAUAAAUGACAAGCUAUAUCAAUUGCCUGCACCAGUCGCUCAGCAGGAUGAUAGAAGUUUAAGCAUUAAAAAUGAGACUACAAACAUCACAGACACUUGCAUACCUCAAAGUUCUGAUAUUUGCUCUGCUAACUCAACAGGAGAAUGUCAGAAUUACUUGCAGCAAAAUGAUAUACAGCAGAGUGAUUGUGAUUCAGGUGAUACCGUGUUUAACUUGUCCAAUGUGCCAGUGAAUGAAUACACACUUUUAAAACUGAUGAACUUGGCUAAGUCUAUACAGAUGGAAGAGAUUACCAAGUUAAGCACUAGAAUUACAGAGAUACCAGAGAGUGUUUUCAGUUGGAUCAUGGAACUCUAUUGGAAAGGGAACACAUACAAUUUUGUGAAAUCUUUGAAAUCGUAUAGAAAACUGAUUGAGUGCUCAUUAGCCGGAGGUGUAAAGAAUUAUGAAUCGGUGGUAUUUGAAAGCAUCUCAUCUGACAACUUGAAGAAACUGGCUCAUUGUGACAUUCUCGAAAAUGGGAUUUAUUUAUCAUCUGAGGAGUUCAGAUCUUCUUGGUUAAACGUUGAUGGAUGGCCAGCGGAUAUUGACAAAGUGCUUUCAGAACCACUGUCUGAUUAUAUUCCCUCAGACAAUGUAGGUGUGAAUUCCCUUAAAGAAGCUCCUGAGGUUACAUCACUCAGCACAGAGCAAAGUGUAAAGCCAAACACAUGCAGUUCAUGGACUGAAAGUCAUUCAGAGGUUUUUACACCUUUGGCAGGAAAUGGCAAGCAGGAAACAGUCAUCAAAUACAAAGGGCAUGCAGACCUCUCACCAUUAUCAGAAAUGCCUUCAGAAGAUCUAAUAGACAACAGCAAAGACAGCAGCAAAGAUACAGAAGUAUUAAGAAAAGAACACGUCAGGGUUACACAAGACAUCAGUCUCUCCUCCUCCCAGGAAGUCGUAUGUUUAGAGUCUGCUGUGUCUGAUUCACUUCCUGUGAACCCUGUAGAUGAAAUUUUGGAAUGUGCCAGUGCUGUUUCAGAUGAUGUGAAAACCUCUAAGAUGUCCUUUUCUACAGAGGUUCUUAGUAACUCCACAAACACAUGUCAAGUAGAAGAUAUUUCUGAUGAUGAGAAUUCAGGCAAUAAGGAGGUUGCUAGUAACUCCACAAACACAUGGCAAGUUGAAGAUAUUUCUGACGAUGAGAAUUCAGGCAAAAAGGAAGCUGCUAGUAAGUCCACAGUUAUGUGGCAGGUGGAAGAUAUUUCUGAUGAUGACAGUUCAGGUUAUGGGGAGGCUCUUAAAAAAUCGACAGAUGUAUUGCUGGUGGAAGAUAAUUCUGACAAUGAGAAUUCAGAUGAGCCAGACAUAUAUGUUGUAGAAGCUGUUUCUAAUAAUGAAAAUUCAAGCGAUGACUCCAUGACUGUAACUGUGCUAUCAUCUGAAGAUGCUAUAAAUCUUUUCCAACAGUUACAAAAGGAGCCUCAAUGUAAUGUAAAAACCAAGUCAACUCAAUCAAAUGUUGACACUCCGAAGCUUGUGGCAUGGUUUAGCUCACCCAGUCAGCCUAACUAUGAAUGUAGUGAAGCAAAGAUUUGCUCUUGUUGUGGUACCAAUCGCAUUGAGAAAUCCAAUUCCCCACAUGUGACUAAGAAGUACAAUGAUGUUGAACUUUUCUGCUCCCACUGUUGGGACGAGGCACCAUUGCUUGAACUAGAAGAAGAGUUGUUCUCUCCUAUGAGGAACAAGACUUUUGGCUCUCCCACUAAAUCAGAUGAAUGGGAGCAAAGUAGUAGCCCUCCAACUCUUGAACUGGAAAUCCAGGUAUCAAAUGUUCCUUUAACAGAGGAAUGCAUUGAGGAUAAAGGACUGAUAGGUAAAAAAAGUGACAAUAUGGUAAAGUCAGCAAUGCCUGAUCUUAAAAUUCAGAGUUCAGUUGAAGAGGAGCUUCCCAAGAUUCAACCAGAUAAGGUCAAAUCAGACAAAAUCAGCUUAACCAAGCUCCAAAUGCCCAUACAAUGCAACACACCUCCUCCAACAAAAUCUGUUUUUGUAAAGCACAAACCAAAAUCUGAUAGCACUAGGACUGGUGUUGAUGAUUGUGCACUCUUUGCUCCAGAUAUUGUGAUGAAAAGUCUUGGUGAGUGUAAUCUUUGUGGUGUAUCUGAAAUUAACCACUCUUGUGGCGAAAAUCAGAACUGCAGAAAUUUGAAAAAAGAUAAAGAACCUAGACAAGACCCCAAGACAAGAAAUGAUUCGCUUCAGGCUGUGAUGGACAGAAUCUCCCAGAACUGUACAGAAAGCCUACACAAAGUGAGAGAGAAUGUGUCCAGUCAUUCAAAUGCAACACAGUGCAUGACCACAAUGCCCCACAAGUCAAAUAAUAAGCUUGAUAUGCAUAAUGGUGCUCAGUUAUUUAAGAAAAUGAGAAAAAAUGAGAAAAAGAAAGUGAAAUUUGCCUUAUAUGGGUCCAAAGAUGAAGACCAAUGCGUUGCCUUGGAGCGCCGUCCCCCUGCCCCUCUUACCUUAACAGUCUCUACUGCUGGCAAGGACUAUGCUGGUGUGCUUUCUGCUAAACAAAAAGUUCACAACCAGUGGAGCAGCACCUACAUACACAAAGUAAAGAAGAACUCUAAACCCAAGUCACCACAGGUGAAGAAAAGGAUGACCUCUCCACCUAAAUCACCACAGAAGAAGAUGAAUAUGACCUCUUCUCCACCCAAAGCUCCAUGGCAGAAGAAAAAAAUGCAGAAACCUCAGGAAGGCUUGAAGUUAAACAUGGAUACAUUAAAAAGCCAUUUGAAACAAAGAGCCUUGCAGCUAUCCAGCAAAGAGAUAGAGCUAAAUUAUUCCAGAAAACCAUUUUCUCAGCAAAAGCUUACGAAUACACUACAUGACACUACACUACACAAUAGCUUACAAAUAGCAUAAUUAUAGCUUUUAAAAUGUUUGCUUUAAGGGCAUAUAAUACCUGUGGCUGAAUGUUUUCUGUAAAUGACAUUGCUGACUGUUUUCUAUUGUAAUUUCACCAGUGGGGCAAAGUAGAAAACUUUAUUUUUUAUACAAUAUUUUCUAUAUUUUAUUGUUUAUAAUGUUGUAAAGUACUCUAUGUAUGACUAAAUCAUGUUGUUUUGUGAUCACAGUCAUCCUCAAAUGUACCAUUUUUAGGUAUAAUAAGUAAUGUUAUUUUUACAUAUUUGUUGUUUAGGAAAUAAGUUACAUGAAAAUAUACUGGAAAGGUAGUUGUUUCAAAGGAUGUUUUAUUUUAAAUUUGAGCUUCUUUGGUGAUGAAUAACAAAUAUUAAAUCAGUAGGCUAUAGCAGUUAAAAUUUGCAAUUGCAGAAACCUUGAAUUGAUUCAUGGAGGUCAAAUUGACUGUACUUCUGAUAUUCUUGAUUUAUAGGGGAGACCAGGGCUAGUUGUCACACGGGGAAGUUGUCACAGGGGCUUUUUCUAUAUCUGUAUCUUUUGAGUUUAAACAGAGUCAAGGCAAGUCAUUCCACUCAGCCGCCAUCUUUGGAAUGAUCCUGGGCAGCUAUUUUCUUUACAAGUGGCAUAAAAGUACAGCUCCUAUCUACUUGAAUGGGCAAAGACUGAAAUUUCCAAAAUGGUUGAUCAAGCUUAUGAUCAAAGAACAUAGUUCAAAUCAGCUGUAAAAUCUGACAACAAUGGUAUAAAUUGUGCUUCUUUAAAGGGAUAGUUCGCCCAAAAAUGAAAAAAUCUCUCAUUAUUUACACACCCUCAUGACAUCCCAGAUGUGUAUGACUUUCUUUCUUUUGCAGAACAGAAAUUAUGAUUUUCAGAAGAAUAUUUCAGCUUUGUA